UCGGCCCUCAUCCAUCAAUUACUGUCGAUCACAGCAGUAAAAAAAUAAAAUAAUUGAAAAGAAAUCCACAGACACAACGGCUGACCCGGAAACGGCCCACCCAACCCAACCCACGGUCUCUGGAAUCUCUUUCUCUUGUGGGCGAAGACGUAGUCGUAGUUGUAGUUGUAGAUAGUCGUUGUCCAAGUCGUAUUCCUUCCUUAAACAAUCUCAAACACUAUUCUCCCAAUAAAACAAAAAUGGCUGGGAUCCGAUUGCAGCCGCCGGAGGAUUCUGACCUUUCUCACCAGACCCGAGCUACUCCUCCCGCCGCCGAUCUCGUUUCCGACGACGACCGCUCCAUCGCCGCCGACUCUUGGUCCAUCAAGAGCGAGUACGGUAGCACGCUCGAUGACGACCAGCGCCACGCCGACGCCGCCGAAGCCCUUUCAGUCGGCAACUUCCGCGCCGCCUCUGAUUACAGUUCUGACAAGGAUGAACCAGAUUCUGAAGCAGAGGCAUCAAUGUUAGGUCUUCAGAGUUAUUGGGAUUCCGCAUAUGCCGAUGAGUUGACUAAUUUCCGCGAACAUGGCCAUUCCGGUGAAGUUUGGUUCGGAACUGAUGUCAUGGAAGUUGUUUCUUCUUGGACCAAAAGCUUAUGCAUUGAUAUUUCUAAAGGUCACCAUCCAAAUCACGUUGAUGAAACAUCUGAUUCUGUUGAAUAUGGUGAUAAAUAUCUUACUUCUUGGAGUGUCUUGGACAUUGGGACUGGAAAUGGUUUGCUACUUCAAGAACUAGCCAAGCAAGGGUUUUCGGAUCUAACAGGAACUGACUAUAGUGAUGGAGCAAUUGACCUUGCUCGAAGGCUUGCUCAGCGUGAUGGAUUUGUUAAUAUUAAUUUCUUGGUUGAUGAUGUUCUUGACACGAAGCUGGGCCGACAGUUUCAACUUGUGAUGGAUAAAGGAACUUUAGAUGCCAUUGGACUGCAUCCAGAUGGGCCUAUUAAAAGGAUGAUGUAUUGGGACUCGGUUUCAAGAUUAGUUGCUAAAGGAGGAUUAUUGGUGAUCACGUCCUGCAACAACACAAAAGAUGAAUUGGUAGAAGAAGUUGAAAGUUUCAACAAAAGAAGCAUCGGUAUCUCCCAGGAAGCUGAAGAAUCCAACAAGGACCAGGAAGCGAGCAAGGUGGUGCCUCCAUUUCAGUAUUUUAGUCAUGUUCGCACCUAUCCAACUUUCGAGUUUGGUGGUUCUGUAGGAUCACGGGUUGCCACAGUUGCAUUUAUCCGUAAUUAGUGUGAAUUUCUAGUUUUUGUUGUUGUUAUAAUGUACUGGUUUGAUACAUUCCAAAACAUUUAUGCAUGUGAGAAAGAUUGGAUUUACUGGACUUCUCAUAUUCGUUGGUAAGCAGCCCUGAAAUCUGUUGAUUCAUUCGAAAGGUUCAAAUGACUUCUUCCUACCUUUUUCUUUAACCCUCCUCUUCACUUUACUAUUUGAUUUCUGAUGUACUCAACCCUCCUAAGGGGGAGUGAUUAGCAAUUUGCUAUUACACUUUACAAUCAUUUAUUACUACCAUGUGAAAGAUAUAUAAUUAUCAUUUUGUUUUCAAA
This is a messenger RNA of Cannabis sativa, 1585 nucleotides long. RefSeq lists its product as uncharacterized. Gene Ontology annotation, molecular function: protein-lysine N-methyltransferase activity. The transcript has 7 exons. NCBI's taxonomy places the organism in Eukaryota, Viridiplantae, Streptophyta, Magnoliopsida, Rosales, Cannabaceae. Gene Ontology annotation, biological process: peptidyl-lysine dimethylation; peptidyl-lysine monomethylation. Gene Ontology annotation, cellular component: cytoplasm. The record is from RefSeq and is a predicted model, not a curated record. The coding region runs from base 240 to 1271 and encodes 343 amino acids.